UCUGAUUACUAUUUGAAACUGAAGAUUAUAAAAACUGGGAGCAGGGGCUGAUGAGAUGGCUCAGUGGGUAAAAGUGCUUGUCUUACAAGCCUGAUGACCUGAGUUCAAUAUCUGGCACUCGUGGGACAGGUUAUCUUCACCUGUUGUGUGAAGCACAGCACCUUUCAAGACUUUGUAGAAAUGGACAAAGAAGACAGGAAGACUAUCAACAAGGGUCAAGAAGAUGAAAUGGAGAUACAUGGCUAUAACUUAUGCCGAUGGAAGCUUGCCCUGGUUUCUAUAGGAGUGAUUUGUACUGGUGGUUUUCUCCUCCUCCUCCUCUACUGGAUGCCUGAGUGGCGAGUGAAAGCCACAUGUGUUAGAGCUGCAGUUAAAGACUGUGAAGUGGUGCUACUCAGGACUACUGACGAAUUUAAAAUGUGGUUUUGUGCAAAAAUUCGCUUUCUCCAUCUGGAAAAUCAGCCAAAUUUUAAUGCAAAAUCUUUAGUUAAUAAGGUUUCUAAUGGCCAUGCUGUUCAUUUAACUGAGAAUCUGACUGUAGAAGAUAGAUUUGAGAUGAAUAAAUACUCACAGACUCAGUCACAACAGAUUCGUUAUUUCACCCACCAUAGCAUAAAAUAUUUCUGGGAUGAUACCAUUCACAAUUUUGAUUUCUUAAAGGGACUGGAUGAAGGUGUUUCUUGUACAUCAAUUUAUGAAAAGCAUAGUGCAGGACUGACAAAGGGGAUGCAUGCCUACAGAAAGUUGCUUUAUGGAGUAAAUGAAAUUGCUGUGAAAGUGCCUUCUGUUUUUAAGCUUCUAAUUAAAGAGGUUCUAAACCCAUUUUACAUUUUCCAGCUGUUCAGUGUUAUCUUGUGGAGCAUUGAUGAAUAUUAUUACUAUGCUCUAGCCAUUGUGAUUAUGUCCAUAGUAUCCAUUAUAAGCUCACUAUAUUCCAUUAGGAAGCAAUAUGUUAUGUUACAUGACAUGGUGGCAACUCAUAGUACCGUGAGAGUUUCAGUUUGUAGAGUAAAUGAAGAAAUAGAAGAAAUAUUUUCUACAGACCUUGUGCCGGGAGAUGUCAUGAUCAUUCCAUUAAAUGGGACAGUCAUGCCUUGUGAUGCAGUCCUUAUUAAUGGUACUUGCAUUGUGAAUGAAAGCAUGUUAACAGGGGAAAGUGUUCCAGUGACAAAGACUAACUUGCCAAAUCCUUCAGUGGAUAUAAAAGGAACUGGGGAGGAGUAUUACAGUCCAGAGACACACAAGCGGCACACCCUGUUUUGUGGAACAACUGUUAUUCAGACUCGUUUCUACACUGGAGAACUUGUGAAAGCCAUAGUAGUUAGAACAGGAUUUAGUACUUCCAAAGGACAGCUUGUUCGUUCUAUUCUGUAUCCCAAGCCAACUGAUUUUAAACUCUAUAGAGAUGCCUACUUGUUUCUGCUGUGUCUUGUGGUGGUGGCUGGCAUUGGCUUUAUCUUCACAAUCAUAAAUAGCAUUUUAAAUCAGAAAGAAGUUCAGGAAAUAAUUAUUAAGUCUCUUGAUAUCAUUACUAUUACUGUACCACCUGCACUUCCUGCUGCAAUGACUGCUGGAAUUGUAUAUGCUCAGAGAAGGCUGAAAAAAGUUGGGAUUUUCUGUAUCAGUCCCCAAAGGAUAAAUAUCUGUGGACAGCUGAAUCUUGUUUGCUUUGACAAGACUGGAACUCUUACCGAAGAUGGUUUAGAUCUGUGGGGAAUUCAGCGAGUGGAAAAUACCCGAUUUCUUUUGCCAGAAGACAAUGUUUGUAGUGAGAUGUUGGUAAAAUCUCAAUUUGUUGCUUGCAUGGCUACUUGUCAUUCACUUACAAAAAUUGAAGGCAUUCUUUCUGGUGACCCACUGGAUUUGAAAAUGUUUGAAGCCAUUGGAUGGAUUUUGGAAGAAGCAACUGAAGAAGAAACAGCACUUCAUAACCGGAUUAUGCCCACUGUGGUUCGUCCUUCCAAACAGCUGCUUCCUGAAUCUACAGCUUCAGGAAACCAAGAAAUGGAGCUGUUUGAACUUCCAGCUAUUUAUGAGAUAGGAAUUGUUCGACAGUUCCCAUUUUCUUCUGCUUUACAACGGAUGAGUGUGGUUGCAAGGGUACUAGGCGACAAGAAAAUGGAUGCCUACAUGAAAGGAGCCCCUGAGGUCAUUGCCAGUCUUUGUAAACCUGAAACAGUUCCAGUUGAUUUUGAGAAAGUUUUAGAAGAUUAUACCAAACAAGGCUUCCGUGUAAUUGCUCUUGCACACCGAAAAUUGGAGUCAAAACUGACAUGGCAUAAAGUACAGCAUAUUAGUAGAGAUGCCAUUGAAAACAACAUGGAUUUUAUGGGAUUGAUUAUAAUGCAGAACAAAUUAAAGCAGGAAACCCCUGCAGUACUUGAAGAUUUGCAUAAAGCCAACAUUCGAACUGUCAUGGUCACAGGUGACAACAUGUUGACGGCUGUCUCUGUAGCCAGAGACUGUGGAAUGAUUCUACCUCAGGAUAAAGUUAUUAUUGCUGAAGCAUUACCUCCAAAGGAUGGGAAAGUUGCCAAGAUCAUUUGGCAUUAUGCAGACUCCCUGACACAGUGUAAUGAAUCAUCAGCAAUUGACUCAGAGGCUAUUCCAAUUAAAUUUGGCCAUGAUAGCUUAGAGGAUUUUCAGUCUACUCCCUAUCAUUUUGCAAUGAAUGGAAAGUCAUUUUCAGUGAUACUGGAACAUUUUCAAGAUCUUGUUCCUAAGUUGAUGUUACAUGGCACCGUGUUUGCCCGAAUGGCACCAGAUCAGAAGACACAAUUGAUAGAAGCAUUGCAGAAUGUAGAUUACUUUGUUGGGAUGUGCGGUGACGGUGCAAAUGAUUGUGGUGCUUUGAAGAGGGCACAUGGUGGUAUUUCCUUGUCUGAGCUUGAAGCUUCCGUGGCAUCUCCUUUUACUUCUAAAACACCUAGUAUUUCCUGCGUGCCAAACCUCAUCAGGGAAGGCCGUGCUGCUUUAAUGACAUCAUUCUGUGUGUUUAAAUUUAUGGCAUUAUACAGCAUCAUACAAUACUUCAGUGUUACUCUUCUGUAUUCUAUCUUGAGUAACCUGGGAGACUUUCAGUUUCUCUUCAUUGAUCUGGCAAUCAUUUUGGUAGUGGUAUUUACAAUGAGCUUAAAUCCUGCCUGGAAAGAACUUGUGGCACAGAGACCACCUUCGGGCCUUAUAUCCGGGGCACUCCUCUUCUCCGUCUUGUCUCAGAUUAUCAUCAGUGUUGGAUUUCAGUCGCUGGGUUUUUUCUGGGUCAAGCAGUAUAAAGUGUGCGAUCCAUAUUCAGAUGUUUGUAAUACAACAAGAAGCGCUUGUUGGAACUCAUCACAUUUGUACAACGGAACUGAACUCGAUACAUGUGAAAUACAAAAUUAUGAAAAUACCACAGUGUUUUUUAUCUCCAGUUUUCAGUACCUCACAGUGGCAGUUGCCUUUUCAAAAGGAAAGCCAUUCAGGCAGCCUUGCUACAAGAAUUAUUUUUUUGUUAUAUCUGUGAUUAUUUUGUAUGUUUUCAUAUUAUUCAUCAUGUUGCAUCCAGUUGCCUCUGUUGACCAGGUUCUUGAGAUUGUGUAUGUACCAUACCAGUGGCGUAUACAUAUGCUUAUCAUUGUUCUUAUCAAUGCCUUCGUGUCUAUCACGGUCGAGAGCUUCUUCCUUGACACGGUCCUUUGGAAAGUUGUGUUCAAUCGAGACAAACAAGGAGAGUAUCGUUUCACCACCACACAGCCACCACAGGAGUCAGUGGAUCGAUGGGGAAAAUGCUGCUUGUCCUGGGCCCUAAGCUGUAGAAAGAAGACACCAAAAGCUAAAUACAUGUACUUGGCGCAGGAGCUCAAAGACGAUCCUGAAUGGCCACCUAAACCUCAGUCAACGACGGAAGCCAAAACUGUAGUAAAGGAGAAUGGAUCAUGUCAGAUCAGCACCAUAGCAUAGCAGAGACUGCUUCUGCCGUGCUAGUGACAGUAUUCAGGAGGAUGUGCUUAGGCUUCUGACACUGUGUGUCAGAACGGCACUAUUUCAGUUUAUAGCCCUCUCAUACAUAGUACAGUAGUUGAUUAAAAAACAAAACCAGUAAAAUGGCAUUUGCCUCACAGUUAUUAACUAUCAAUCUGGCUAGAUCUUCAUGCAGUAACCUAAAUGUGAUAUAUUGGGUGUGAGAGAACUGUGUUGGGGUUUUUAGAUUUUCGACACUAGUUUGCCUCUUUAAUUUUCACAACCCUUUAUUAGCAAGUUCCUUUUAUAUAUAGGCCCUAAAAUUGGGAUAGUUAAAAUAUGGUUGUUAAUUAUGAUUAGCCUUUGGUGAAAAUAGGUUUAAAGUCUGUUUUGAUUCCAAUGUUUCUCCCAAAGAAUUCUGUGUUAAAUAUACACCAGGUUUUUUGUUUGUUUGUUUUUGUUUUGUUUUUUUUUUUUAAACCUGGAGAUAGGAGUAAGUUUGUAUGUUAUUGUUGAUAGAGCAACUCAGGUAAUUUCCAUUUCUGGUUUUCUAUUCUCUGUGUAGACUACCUGGGUGUCACUUUCUAGCCAGCAAGGUGCUUCACUGCUGUCUUGAUGUCUUUCAUAAUGUUUGUGGGUCUCAUACUGUGUCUGACGUCAGCAGUCUGGUUUGCUUCAUUAAAUGAAGAAAUUUUUCAUUAGAAAAGUUUUAUUUCUGAGCCAGGUAGUGUUGCAGGCCUGUACUCCUUGCACAGGAGGCUGAGGCAGGAUGAUUGUUCUUAGUUCAAGGAUAGCCUAGAGUAGAUAGUAAAGCCCUGUCCAAAGUACAUACAUGCAGAAAGCGAUGAUUAUUUCUCUUGUUGGUAGAUCUUAUAACCCUUCAAACCUGUUUGUUUUUCUUUGAGGAUUUAUAUCAUUUUAAAUGCUCUUUCAUUAUCUUUUUUUUUUUUAACCUAAAGGAAUAGGAAAAUACUGUUUUGUUUUUGGGUUUUUUGUUGUUGGUGGUUUUGUUUUGUUUUGAGUUAUAUCUUAACCUUGGUAUAUGUCUUUCCUUUGGAUAAUGAGGCUUAAAAGAAUAGUGAAUAUUGAGUUUGGCUUUUACAAAGCAAUGUGAACUUGAGUAGAGUUUGUUUUAUGCCAUUAGGUGGCACUAGAGGUCAGCACAUAGCUGUUUUGUUACAAGUGAGCUUGAGAAAAUACAUUUAUUGAGCCAAAAGAAAUGUAGAAAGCAUUUUUCACACUUGUGUUUUAUCUGAUUAAUGUUCAUUUCUUAAGUAACACUUCCACUCUGCCUUCCUAGAUAGGAUCUGGCAGUUUGGCAGUGCCUGCAGUUAUGAUAAACUUGGGAAGCUGGCAUUGCUAUAAAAAUGGACCCUAAAUUAGUGACAUUUAUUCUGUGUUUUCUUAAUUAACCACAUGUGUAUGCUUUCCACGCCUAGUUGAUCAUUACUAUCCCACUAAGUUUACCAAAUGUUACCCAGAUUUGUAGAACCAUUUUUUCUUACUUUUUAUGUUGCAGAGACCUGAAUAAUGUUUGAUAAUUGUAAAAAAAAAAAAAAUGUAAAUUAUUCUCAGGAUCACUGUUACUGCUAUUGCCACUAGUGAUUCCUACAAAAUACAUAAUCGAAUUUCUCCAAAAUGUAUGAUAUUACUAUAUGUUAGAUAAGAACAAUUGUCCCAUGAAUGAUUCUAUGAAGCUAUGCAUCUUAGACCUCUUGAGCUGUGAAUUAGCACUAUUUUCUAUAGUUACUUACUGUUGUUUUAUACAGUCCACGUUCAUUUCAAAUAAUGCUCAUGUUAUUCUUUAGUGAUUUUUCUGAAUUGUUAAGUCUUAUUCUUUGAUUUAAAUGCUGAAGCAUAUAACUAAUUGCUAACUGCAGCUUAGACCCAAUAUCAUUUGUAUUUAACAUCCUCAAGAGAAUGAUCAUAAAAUGCUAUUUUGAUACAUACCCCUUUUAAUAUUUAGGGUUGAUAGGGUUUAUAUCUCAUCUGUCCAUAUUGUUUGCAAAGGAACAAGGUUUUAUGUAGGUGAGAGAAAGCAUUUGUAGAAGUUAGAUUUCAACAUAGACAGGGUAGGUUAUUCCAGUGAGGAGGAUGUUUGAGGAAUGUCUGUCAGUCCAGACAUGGGUCCUGCUUAGUGCGGUAGGUAGAUGGACUCUUCUGUAGGUCACCGUCAUAUAGAGAUUUGGGUUCUGAAUUUUACAUUAAAUUAUUUGAGUAUAUACAGACCUAAAUUUUAAAAUCUGUACAUAUAUUAUUUUGAUGUAUUAAGAUUGAUAAUAUUGCUGAUUUAAAUUUUAUUUAUGCACAUACUUAAAGGACAGAAAUGUCUGGGAAAGUAAUUGUUAAAUAAUGAUAUGUAACUUUUUAACUUUUUAAAUAAAUAAGAUUUUUUAACAUGGGUCUCCCUCAGGGUUGUUUAAAGUUGUUUUCCUCCCUUGAAUAUAAAUAAAUAAUGGUAACUGUUUUCUAUCUUCUAGCACCAACUGCUGUAAAGCAAUGCUGCAAAUAGUGCUUGGGUGAGAGCGGCGAAACCAACAACAAACCAAUACUUUUCUAAGUUUUACAAGCCUGAAAUUCAAAAGCUUUCUAAAUUGCACUUGCAUUUAAGUAAACCCGUUACUGGUUUUUUUUUUUUUUCCCUCACUAUUUAUUUUGUCUUCCAUGUUGAUGAAAUACUACAGUUUCAAAGGCAUGGUAAAUAAUGUGUCAUAUAUAUAUAUAACACACAUCUAUAAACCCUGUUCCAAUCAGCAAAAGCUCAUACACAGCAAGGAGCAGCUUCAGGCUUUAGAGAACAUCUAAUUCAUGCAUGCAGUUUUGAUGUGUCUAAGAAAGGGGUUUUCUAUAUUUAUGGUGGGAGGUUACUGGGAACUUUUAACAAGAUAGGGUAUUAACUUUUGUACAGUCUGGGCAUUUACAUGUAUUUUUAAUGUAUUACGAUUUGGUAAUUAUGUGCACAUGAAAUUAAUAAACAUUACUUCCUGUUAUGAUUUGUGAAUUCCCUAAGACUGUGGAUUUUUUUAAGUAACUUUAUAUAUCAGAAAUGAUACAUCUUUAUAUUUUUUAAAUUGUAUUGCUGCUCAAGAAUGGUACCCUGUUGUCAAAAAGGUAGAUAUUCAUAAUUGUACAUUCAGCAUUGUAAAUAACUUUAUGAAAUCUUUUUGAUUGAAGCUAUUCAAAAUAAAAAUUUUAAUGAAUUAAA
Cricetulus griseus (Chinese hamster) is the source of this 7147-nucleotide messenger RNA. The record is from RefSeq and is a predicted model, not a curated record. Lineage: Eukaryota; Metazoa; Chordata; Mammalia; Rodentia; Cricetidae.